Messenger RNA from Cuscuta campestris, 1877 nucleotides. Lineage: Eukaryota; Viridiplantae; Streptophyta; Magnoliopsida; Solanales; Convolvulaceae. The record is from the annotation of a GenBank genome assembly.
ACUUACUUUGGUGGAUAUUUUUAAACUCCCAUGUUAUGAUACACUAAUGUGGUAUUCUUGCUCAGUUUGUGUCCUUGAUAAAUCCAGCAAUCAGUGUUUACCUUGAGAUCUUGCGCGAUGGCUACGAGUCCUUUGCUAUGUAUUGCUUUGGGAGAUAUCUUAUUGCCUGCUUAGGUGGUGAAGAUAGAACUAUUAGAUUUAUGCAGAGAGAAGGGCGUGCAGGUUCAAAGGCACCCCUACUAGGUCAUGGUCAUGAGAAAGGAACUAUAAAGCAUCCUUUUCCAAUGAACAUUUUUUUCAAGCCCUGGAAACUGGGUCAUUGGGUUUACCAAGUUUUCAAGUUUGGAAUUGUCCAAUAUAUGAUAAUUAAAGCAUUUACUGCUAUAUUAGCCGUUAUCCUUGAAGCUCUUCAUGUCUAUUGUGAAGGAGACUUCAAGUGGAACUGUGGGUACCCUUAUAUGGCCGUGGUUAUAAAUUUCAGCCAAUCAUGGGCAUUAUAUUGCUUAGUGCAGUUUUACACUAUUACAAAGGACGAAUUGUCUCAUAUCAAGCCGCUAUACAAGUUCUUAACAUUCAAGUCAAUUGUUUUUUUGACUUGGUGGCAAGGUGUGGCCAUUGCACUUCUCUAUAGUCUUGACUUGCUUAAGAGCCCAGUUGCUCAAUCCUUGCAGUUUAAAUCAAGUAUUCAAGACUUCAUCAUUUGUAUUGAGAUGGGGAUUGCUUCAACGGUUCACCUUUAUGUUUUUCCUGCUAAACCAUACGAACUGAUGGCCGAGUACUUCCCUGGAGCUAUUUCAGUUCUUGGAGACUAUGUAUCUGCAGAAUGCCCCAUAGAUCCUGAUGAAGUUAGAGACAGCGAGCGCCCCACUAAACUGCGCCUUCCUCAACCCAAUACUGAUGCCAGGAGUGGAAUCAAUAUCAAAGAGAGUGUCCGGGAUGUUGUUCUUGGUGGAGGCGAAUAUAUAGUGAAUGAUGUGAGAUUCACAGUGACACAUGCAGUGGAGCCAGUGGAGAAGGGAAUCACAAGAUUUAACGAGAAACUACACGAGCUAUCCCAAAACAUGAAGCGGCGCAACAAGGAAGAGAGGAGAACCAAGGAUGACAGUUGCAUUGCAACAUCAUCAUCUCCUACACGGAGGAGAGUCAUACGUGGGAUUGAUGAUCCCCUUCUGAAUGGGAGUGGCAGUGAAAGCUCGGCAUCUGGAAGAGGAGGGGGGAGGAGGAGGAAGAUGAAAGAGGGUCGCAAAGCGGGGUACACCAGUGAAAGUGGCUUGGAAAGUAGCAGUACUGAGAGUAGGUACAGUGAUUUCCUUGUCCGGGGCAAUAGGUGGGUAACUAAGGACUGAUAAAGCUGAGGAUGGCCAUGGUUCUUUGGGUGUUAAGAACCCAAAACAGCAUGAUGUUGAGCUUUUCCACUAGCAUUACCCAAUCCCUUUUCAUUCAAUACAGGUUCCAGCUGCUCUCUAACCCCUCCCAGUGUUAUUAAAUCCGGACCGGACCCGGUGGUCGAACCAGCCGAUCGCGAACCGAACGCGUAACUGGUCAGGUCCAACCCCCCAAAACCUGUAAAAACCCAGGAAAAUUAGGACCCGGCCUCCUCGCCGGUUCGACGUCCGGUCCGGGGUUAAAAUCAUUGACCCCUCCUGGAGCCGAAAUUCUUCCAUUUUUACCUUGGAAAUUAUGUACAUCCUUCAACUGUUGUCUCCUUUACCCAAGAGGCUCUGACGGCAAGGACGUAUUUGGAAGCUGCGAAUUUUCUUUUUGCUCGUUAGAAAAUUCAAAAUCCAUAAUAGUCUGUCCUUUAUUUAUUUUUCUAUUUGACUUUGAGUACGAUUUUUUAUACUCCCUUCGUUCCAAAAUAAUUGUUUCAUUCCACU